AUGUUCGCGCUACCAUUGGCUCGCUCGGUCUUCCGAGCCUCUCACAUCGCCCGACCGACGCGCCCGUUUCGCUACUUCCCAAUCCCGCCGGCUCGGCCGAUCUUUCGGCGGAUCACGUCAGCCGCUCCUCAGCCUAUCGUCCUUCGGCCAUACCAGGAGGAGGCUAUGCAGGCCUGCGUGGAUGGCCUCGAAAGGGGCCUCACCAGGUUCGCCGUCUCCUCACCUACCGGCAGCGGCAAGACGACUAUGUUCACUCGCCUCAUCUCGAGGCUCGCGUCAGCCAAGUCCACUCCGGAUGGGAGGGGGCGCAAGACCCUGAUCAUCACGCCGAGCGUCGAGCUGGCGAACCAAGCAGAGGCCACAGCCCGGAAGAUGCUUGGACCGGAGUGGAGCAUCGAAGUGGAGCAAGGAAGUCGGGUCGCAACCGGCCAGGCUGAUGUCACCAUUGCUACGUACCAGACCCUCAGCAACUUGGACCGCCUCCAGAGGUUUGACCCCGCGCUCUUCAAGCUUGUCAUUGUGGUUGAAGCUCAUCAUGCGGCUGCCCAAUCAUACCUGCGCAUACUCCAUCACUUCAAUCGAGACGUACUCUUCCCAGCUGAAGACAUGGACAAGCCAGUCCCCAUCGUCGGCUUCAGCGCGACCAUGGGUCGGUCUGAUCAAGUGGCUCUUCAUCCGGUCUUCCAGGAGAUCGUCUUCCACCGCGAGGCCCAAGAUAUGAUCAAAGAGGGACGUUACCACCGAGUCAACUGCAAUGGUCCAGACCUCGGGAAAGGAGAACCAGACGACAAAGGCGACCACCAGAUGGCCUCCCUCGCUAAGCACAUGAACACACUGCUCGACCGAGGUAGGCGCCCAAGUCCUGUCACUGGCAAGACCGACGACCUCCUCGCCUUUGUCGGUGAUAUGCCUAAUCUACCCAGCUCAGCACCCCGCUCUGGUAGACCCGACAACGUCCCGAAGUCGAGCUGUAAGCCGAGCAAGCCCGCAAGCGAAGCCGUUGUCGACGAGCACUAUACAAUGGAAUGGAUCUGGAACCUGGCGAAAGAACCGCGGGAGGAGAUGGCCAAUCACGUCGAGAUGGCUGGAAUCGCGUCUCUCGACCAGAGCGACCCCCUGCGAAUUGGAGAAGCGGAUAGCAGCUGCCCAGCGAGCACAUCCCCCAAUCACUGGGUCCGAUGCGGCAAGGAGUGCUACAUCUUGCAAGUCGAUGUCCUUUUAGGCGUUCUUGAUCGGCUGGUUUCAGCAUUGGACUUGGGUGACCAACAUGCUGUGACCGUCCUGGGGUCAGACGAGGCUUCACGUCUGCUUCGAUCCGCACCGUGGAGGAGGAAGCCUGCUGCGGCGCAUAUUUCGGAGCGGAGGCUUUCAAGAUGGGGCGGGAUUGAAGGUCUCCGCGAGAGUAUCACCGCCUUCGAUACGUCGGGCAGACGGCUACCAGUCAGAAAAGUCCUAAUGGGUCAUCUCGAAUCCUGCGCCUGUGCGCUGGAGCACGCUGCUCGGGAGCAGGCUCGUCUGGAUUCGAAGAAAGCUGUAAAUCAGCGGAUGCGCCAGCGGAUGUCUGCAGCGAGGCGUCCGACCUGGCGUGCGUGA
This is a messenger RNA of Dioszegia hungarica, 1593 nucleotides long. RefSeq names its product P-loop containing nucleoside triphosphate hydrolase protein. The record is from RefSeq and is a predicted model, not a curated record. NCBI's taxonomy places the organism in Eukaryota, Fungi, Basidiomycota, Tremellomycetes, Tremellales, Bulleribasidiaceae. Gene Ontology annotation, molecular function: DNA binding; hydrolase activity; ATP binding. The transcript has 10 exons. The coding region runs from base 1 to 1593 and encodes 530 amino acids.